AUGAUGAAUAAUAGCACCACCGCCGCCGCUGCCGCCUCUACCGCCGCCGCCGCGGAGGCGUUCCUCAGCUGGGGGGCGGUGGCGGCUACCGGCGGGUUCGAUCUCGAAGAGGCGCUGAAAGCGCCGUGGAAUUCGGACCGGCAGAUCGCGGACGCCGACAGCCUGGUUGCCGGCAUGCCGACCGUGUCCUUCGACGGCGGCGACAACGAGGGGAUUAUUUGUCCCGUCUGCAGGGAAGGGGUGGCCACCGCCGCCGCGCCGGGGAAGAGGGUCCCCUGCUGCGGACACGUGUACCACGCCGAUUGCCUCGCCGCCUGGCUCCACCACCGCGAUUCCUGCCCGCUCUGCCGCUUCACCAUCUCGCGGUUACAGUAA
This is a messenger RNA of Linum tenue, 375 nucleotides long. NCBI's taxonomy places the organism in Eukaryota, Viridiplantae, Streptophyta, Magnoliopsida, Malpighiales, Linaceae. The record is from the annotation of a GenBank genome assembly.